Messenger RNA from Tuber aestivum (summer truffle), 1839 nucleotides. The record is from the annotation of a GenBank genome assembly. Lineage: Eukaryota; Fungi; Ascomycota; Pezizomycetes; Pezizales; Tuberaceae.
UUUCCCCCCUCACUCCGUUGCAAAAAAAAAUUAAAAAAAAUAAGAAAACCCGAAAAAAAAACCCAAUAUUAUACAAACAAAAUGAAGUUUGCACAUUCCUUCUCCCGGGUCCUCGGGGAGGAGGAUUUCCCCGCUGAUUGGCAGGCGGCUGCAAUAAGGUAUCGUGAGCUGAAAAGGUGUAUCAAGAAAGUACAAUCCGAGUUAGUGGAUUUGGGGCUCACGGUGGAGGUGUUAAAGGGGUUGGUAGAGGAAGCCGGGAGUCCGAUUUUUAAAUAUAUGUUUGAUGGUUUGUCUUCUCUUCGCUCUUGCAGUUUUUGGGGAAAGUGGGCUGAUUAAGGGUUGGAUAGGCACGCUGAAUAGUUUUCAACCAAAGUUGGUGUUGACGAUUGAUACCGUCGACUGGGUUCCCCUCGAUUUGGACCUUUCAGAGAACACCCGGCGCUCACUGGAGGGCCUGGUUAAGGAAAAGCUGGGGAAGGGAGGAUUGGGGACUGGGGACGCUGCUGUAGAGGGCGGUACGGAGUUCCGCAAAAGGUGCGUUGGUCUAGUCUUUCGGGUAAAGCAAAAUCUGACGUUGAGAUGCAAAGCAUUCGGACGAUUGAGAUAACCCUCCACUCGGAUUCCGAGUUCUUCCAUCUCCUAACUUCUGGAAUCGCUUCUCUGGAGGCUCUUCAGUCUCGAUCCCAAUCCGAGAUUCGCUCCCAUGUCCUCCAACUCGGGCAGUCCGUCGCCGCUGUUGCUGCACCAAAAUCUCGAAACAAUAAAUCAGACCUCUACCAUUGGCGCGAGAUAUUUAGGAUAUACCUCGAGUCCGGGAUAUUCUUUUCGAAUCUCGAGAGUGAAUCGCACCAGGAGAGGGCGGUGGAAGAGGCAACUGAACGGUUGACCCUCUUUGCGGACGAGAUCCGGCGGCUGGGUAUCCAGGCCAGGUUUAAAAAUCCUUAUAGCCCUUCUUUAUUUAAAAUGUUCUUGAGCGUGAACAUGGACCUUCUUCGCGUUAUGCGGUUUCAUGACAUCAACAAGACUGCCUUGGCCAAGAUUUUGAAAAGUAUUGUCUUCCAGCCGCCCACAGGUUGCUCGUGGCUAAUGGUCCGUGGAUAGAAUUCGAUAAACGCACAGCUCUUGGUGUCCGCCAAACAUUCCCAACAUUUGUAGCACCAGCUGGCCCGUUAGCCUCACACCUCUCUAGGGCCAUCUUCCAUACGCUGUGCACGUCUCUCCUAAAUGUGAUCCCACAACUAGACGACUAUCUUUGCCCUAUAUGCUCCAGCAUAUCAAUCAAACCUGUCCGUCUCUCUUGCAACCAUAUAUUUUGUGUGCGUUGUCUUGUUAAGCUUCAGAGGGCUGAAAAGGAUGCCUGUCCAAUGUGCAGAAGGCAAUGUGUGCUUAGGGCCGAUUCUAGGAACCUGGACAUUGGGUUGUAUAAUUUCCUGAAGCAGUAUUUCCCCAAGGAGGUCAAGAUCAAGCAAGCCGAGAAUGAGCGCGAAGUUGCGAUUGAGCAUUGGAGGAAUGUUCAUGGCGAAUCCUGUGUUAUUUCGUGAAUGGUGUUUUUUCUCUCUUCUCUUCUUUGGCGUUUUGGCCGGGGCUUCGGUUCUGGUUUCCCCCUCCAUUUCUUCUGUUGGAUGCGUAAAUGCAUUUUUUGGGAAUGGGGAGACCGGGUUGGUCUCAUGGGUGGCGAUUUUCUUGGGUUGGAGUCGGGUUUUCUCCUGUUAAUGGCUAGCGUUUGUGUAGUACACUUUUAGAUGGCGGGGCGAGAUGGGGAAGAGAUCUCGGCUUGGAAGAAAGGAAUGUGAUAUCAGAGAGGUCUUAAGUAUUUUUUAAUGCAUUUAUUAGUUUUUG